This is a messenger RNA of Rhizopus microsporus ATCC 52813, 1356 nucleotides long. Its product is annotated as putative retinoblastoma-binding protein. Lineage: Eukaryota; Fungi; Mucoromycota; Mucoromycetes; Mucorales; Rhizopodaceae. The record is from RefSeq and is a predicted model, not a curated record. Gene Ontology annotation, molecular function: histone binding. Bases 1 to 1356 code for a protein of 451 amino acids. Gene Ontology annotation, biological process: regulation of gene expression. The transcript has 10 exons. Gene Ontology annotation, cellular component: Rpd3L-Expanded complex; Rpd3L complex; nucleus.
AUGGAUUACGAACUUGAAAAUAGAUCUAUUGAAGAAGCAGAAAAGCUCAUCAACGAAGAGUACAAAAUGUGGAAAAAGAACUCACCUUUUCUUUACGACCUUGUUGUCACACACGCGCUCGAAUGGCCAAGUCUGACCUGCCAGUGGUUUCCAGACGUAGAAGAAUCUCCGGAUAAGAAUUUCAAGGUUCAGCGUUUAUUGUUGGGAACACAUACAAAUGACGAUGAACCCAAUUAUGUCCAAAUUGCUUCUGUCAAAAUUCCCAUUCUGAAGGCAGAAGAUACACCUGCAGAAGAUACAAGUGACAAUAGCGAAACAUUCAUUAAGAUUACCCAAAAAAUUCCUCACGAUGGUGAAGUAAACCGAGCUCGUUACCAUAAUGAAAACCCAGAUAUCAUAGCUACAAAAUCAAGGGCUGGUGAGGUUUAUGUAUUCGAUAGAACCACUUUUGAUCCUCAACCAAAGAAUGAGUUCAAUCCCACACUGAAGCUUGUUGGUCAUGAUAAAGAAGGGCAAGUGUUUUUGAAAAAGAGAAAAGAAGGCAUCCUAACUGCAGGAUUUGAUGGAAGAAUCUGUCAAUGGGACGUGGAUGGAACAACCAGAGAGAAUCGAGUAUUAGAGCCAGUACGCAUAUACACGGCACAUACAUCUGUCGAGGAUGUUGCAUGGCAUACAAAAUUUGAAUCCAUAUUUGCUUCAGGAGGCGAUGACGCGAGACUCAUGAUCUGGGAUUCACGAAAUGACUCAAACAAGCCAAUCCAUAACAUUCAAGCACAUGAAGCAGAGAUUAAUUGUGUUAGCUUCGCUCCUAAUAGUGAAUGGAUCCUUGCCACUGGAUCAGGUGAUAAGACUGCUGGACUAUGGGAUUUACGUAAUUUGAAAUCACCGCUACAUACCUUAAGAUCCCAUCAAGCAGAAAUUCUUCAACUGUCUUGGUCUCCUCAUCAUGACGCUGUAUUGGCUACCGCAAGCUGCGAUAGAAGAAUCCUUGUUUGGGAUUUAUCUCGUAUCGGGGCUCCUCAGCAUCCUAAAGACGCGGUAGACGGUCCUCCUGAACUAUUGUUUAUGCACGGUGGACAUACAAACAAGAUUUCAGAUUUCAGCUGGAAUCCAGCAGAGCCAUGGGUAUUGGCCAGUACAGCCGACGAUAAUAUUGUACAAGUGUGGCAAAUGGCUAGUAACAUUUAUGAUAAUGAAGAUCAGCCUAAUGAAAGCAACCAACAUGAAGAUCAUGUCAUGACAGACAAUCAAGCUCAUACAGAUACUACAUUAGAUAAUAAGGUGAAUGAUGACAACGCUGCUGCCACGACUACCACUUUAGAUGCACCUAAAGAAGACGAAACGAUGGAAGAAUAA